GGAAUGUGGCUCUGAGCUGGCAGCCCCCAGUGGAAGCCAAUGGCAAAAUUACAGGUUAUACAAUUUAUUAUUCACCAAUCAAAUCAGCUCCAAUCUCGGAAUGGAUCCCUCAGGCUGUGGGAGCCGAGCGCCUUUCCCAGCCAAUCCCUGAGGGGCUGCUGGACUCCGGAUCCUUCUUCAGAAUCCAGGCCAGGAAUUCCAAAGGACCGGGACCCCUAUCCGAAUCCAUCUAUUACCGUUCUCCUAAAG
Zonotrichia albicollis (white-throated sparrow) is the source of this 249-nucleotide messenger RNA. NCBI's taxonomy places the organism in Eukaryota, Metazoa, Chordata, Aves, Passeriformes, Passerellidae. The record is from RefSeq and is a predicted model, not a curated record.